Molecule: messenger RNA, 4403 nt
Organism: Oncorhynchus masou masou (cherry salmon)
Lineage: Eukaryota; Metazoa; Chordata; Actinopteri; Salmoniformes; Salmonidae
Product: forkhead box protein O6-like
Exons: 2
Coding region: 198-2549 (783 amino acids)
Biological process (GO): regulation of transcription by RNA polymerase II
Cellular component (GO): nucleus
Molecular function (GO): DNA-binding transcription factor activity, RNA polymerase II-specific; RNA polymerase II cis-regulatory region sequence-specific DNA binding
Source: RefSeq, a predicted model, not a curated record
CAGAAUGAUCCUACUCCACGCCUCUCCUGGCUUUUUGAUAUUGGUUUAUCAUAUUUUUCUAUCAGUCAGUAGCAGUUGCUUGUAGGCAAGUAGACACAUUUGGGCUAUUUGAACAAUUCCAAAGGCAGUUGGAGGAUAAUAGUGGAUUUUUUGUUUCUUUGUGACCUUGCCUUUUCGGCGUUAAUCCAAGAGGAUAGAUGCUAAUGAUGGAGAAUAACGGCAUGGAAGCGCAUCAGGUUGGAAUCAAUCCUGAAUACGAGCCGGAGAGCCGGCCGCGGUCAUGCACUUGGCCGCUGCCGACGUGUCCGGAGGAUUUCCCUCGGGGAGUGGAUGAAGCAAAUCGAGGUCUGCCCCUGGCAUCUGUCAAACUGGAGCAGCUUCAGUACAACGUGCCGGCAUGCCGCGGUGGAGCAGCCGAGGGAAGAGGUGGCGCACCCGCAGAGCUCAAACAUCCAGCCGGCGCCCCGGUCCCCAUCGCAGCCGGCGCUCCUACAUGCAUGUCUGGGGCUGCCCUCGACGUGGCCGGCCAGCUGCGCAAAGCCAAGUCAUCCCGGAGGAACGCGUGGGGAAACCAGUCGUACGCGGACCUCAUCACGCGUGCCAUUGAGAGUGCCCCUGAGAAGAGACUCACUCUAUCGCAGGUUUACGAUUGGAUGGUGCGCUUUGUCCCUUAUUUCAAGGAUAAAGGCGACAGCAAUAGUUCAGCUGGAUGGAAGAACUCCAUCCGCCACAACCUGUCCCUCCACACUCGGUUCAUCCGUGUCCAGAAUGAGGGGACAGGGAAGAGUUCCUGGUGGAUGCUGAACCCAGAGGGGGGGAAGAUGGGUAAGGGACCCCGGCGACGCGCUGCUUCCAUCGACUGCCCCAACGGCACCAAGAUCCUGAAGAGUAAAGGACGAGCCAGGGGGAAGAGGACUGGAGCUGGAGCUGGGAGUGGAGCUGUUGGUCGGGGCAGGCGGCAGGGUUAUGGUCUGGGUCAGGGGGCUCGGCCGGGGAUGCAUCAGGGGUCUCCAGAGCAUGGUAGUCCUGCAGGGAAGGGAGGAGUAGGGGUGGGAGGAGAGGAGUACGAUGCCUGGACGGAUCUCCAUUCCCGGACCUCCUCCUCAGCUUCGACGCUCAGCGGCUGCCUGUCUCCCAUCCUGGCCGAGGCUGAGCCAGAUGAGCCAGAGGAGGGAGGUCUGUCCUGCUCCACUUCCCCACGUCUCUAUCCCAGCCCUACUUCCACUCGCUCCCCUGCCCUGGGCACUGGGGGGCACUGCCCUGGAACCUCAAUGGAGCUACCCCAACUCACUGACCUGACUGGGGCUAUCAGCCUGGAUGAAGGCUACCCCCACCCCCAAAACCACCCUCAGACCCAGCCUCGUAAUGGCUACCCCAGCCCCUACGGCUCCAGCCCCAAGGGGGAAGGCUCCUACUGCGGCCCUGUCUAUGGGCAGCCAUCCCUGGGCAUGCUGCGGCUCCACGCCCCCAUGCCCAUGCAGACCAUCCAGGAGAACAAGCCAGCCAGCUUCCAGCGCCCCCUGAGGGCCUACUCAGAGAACAAUGCCCUGCAGAGCCUGCUGACCGGAGGGCCUGGAGGUCCUCAGUACUGCAGUAAAGACAUGGUCACACUGGGAGGGCAAGGAGGGGAGUCACACACGCUCCUGACCCAGGUAACCAAUCAGAGUCGCAGCAGCCACAAUCAUAGUCAUAGCAACCAUAAUCAUAAUAACCAUGAGCACGGACACAAUCCAGGCCCACACAAUGGUCACGGCUCAGUUCAUGACCAGAACCCCAGCGGUCAUCAUCAGAAUGGUCACCACAAUCACGGUCACCCCAACCUGGACUACAACCAUAGCCACAAACAUCACCUCAGCCCAGGAACUGACUACAACCAGAGUCACAGCCACAAACUGAACCCAAGCCAUGACCACACUCCCCGGUCCAAUCAGGGUCAUCACCACGGUCACCUCCAGGGUGGACCUAGACCUCCAGCCGUCCAGGCUCUUUCUCCCAGAGUCAACACAGAUAUCCUGCAGCCCUACAGCCUCAAAACCCCCACCCCAACCCCUAGCCACUAUGGCCCCCUCACCCCCCAUCUCCCCACCACCAAUCCCCCGUCCCUGCCCCCCAACCCCGCCUCAGUUCUUGACAUACCCCAGGACCCCUGCCUCCGCCUGGCCUCCGCCCCAGCCCCUCAUCCCCACCCCCGCCACCAGCCCUACCCCGGUACCACCUACCACCAGGGUAUAACCAUGACCGACUCCUGGCAUGGCUACUACCACCACACCCUUCACCCCUCCCAGAACUACCAUGGACACUUCCACCACAGCACUCACCAACCCAACCGCAUGGCUCCAGACCUGGAUGUGAACGUAGACAUUCUCCCCAGCAGCCUAGACUGUGACGAGGAGUCCAUCCUCCUCAAUGACUUUAUGGACACAGAGGGGAUGGGGAUGGACUUCAACUUUGACGGCUCCCUGUCUCAAGGAGUGGGCAUGGGCAUGAGCAUAGCGGCUUUCGCCGGAGCGCCCCAGGGACAUCACAGUCAGAACUGGGUGCCCGGGUGAAGGGGAUUGGUCGGGGAAGCCCAAGGGCCAAUCAGGACACAGCAGAAAGGCUUUCACCCACAAGGCUGAGCUGCAGGGGUCAGAGGUCAGGGAUCAGGGUCAGAACGCACCCUUUGACUGACUGACUGAUUGACUGUGAUGCUUAAUGCUACAAGACAAAAGAACCGAAUAUGUAUUGUCAUGUUGUUUCCUGAGGGUCCCUUUACAAUCUCUAUUCUCUCUCUUCCCCUCUCUCUCUGUUCCUUCUUUCCUUUAUCUGAUCCUCUCUCUGUGCUCUCUCUCUCAUUCCCUCUGCACCCAUUCUCUCUACUCCCUCUCUAUCUCUGUGUCCCUCCGGUCGCUCCUGUGAUGGACUAGCACCACAGCACCCUCCCAGCUCUGUGUUAUACCCCUGGUUCAUGUCCUUCAGUUGGUCUGCUAUACUGUAUAACGCACUUUACAUCCUUCGCUUUCAAAACAGAUGCAGUAUAACAAAGACCGGGGGGGGGGGGGUGUCAUAGUUUGUGUUAAGUUGAAUUUAUGCAAACCACUUUAUUAUCCAUCUCCUCUUAUAAAAAAGAGAGAGGCGGUAUCUUACUUGAGAACAGGAUCAAACAACUACAUAACAAAUAAGGUCAGGGCGAGUUCUCCUUCUUCCUCAAGGAUGGAAGGAUGAAAGGAGGGAGGGAUGGAGGGAUGGAAGGAUGGAGGAAUGGGGGGAUGGAUUGAGGAGUUCUCCUUCUCCCUGGUGGUGUUGCCCACCAUAGAUGGAUGGAGGGAUGGACGAAUAGAGGAUAGAUAGAGGAUAGAGGGAUGAGGAUAAGUGUUGUUGGUUGGUUGCUAUGUCCCCCAGUGUGGUCCAGGAGGACAGCCAUCCAUCAGACAGCCUCCAUUUAAAUGCACACAGCUAGGGCCUCCAUUUAAAUGCACAAUCCCCUCUUUAAUCUCUUUAAGCUACGGUGAUGCAUCACUAUUGCAAAUUUAAUACGCCACUCUAUGUUUCUCCCCCUUUCCAUUCACCUCCAUCUGGACACACACACACACACACACACACACACACACACACACACACACACACACACACACACACACACACACACACACACACACACACACACACACACACACACACACACACACACACAUACACACACACACACACACACACACACACACACACAUACACGCACACACGCACACACGCUCCAUUCACCUCCAGACACACUGGUUUAAUGUGUUUUGGCCAAAGUGAUGAUGUUAAAGUCACUGUGUACUAAAUAGCGGAGGAAGGAGACAUGGAGCAAUGGGGAGAGGAAAGGAGAAAUGGAGCAAUGGGGAGAGGAAAGGAGACAUGGAGCAAUGGGGAGAGGAAAGGAGACAUGGAGCAAUGGGGAGAGGAAAGGAGAAAUGGAGCAAUGGGGAGAGGAAAGGAGACAUGGAGCAAUGGGGAGAGGAAAGGAGACAUGGAGCAAUGGGGAGAGGAAAGGAGAAAUGGAGCAAUGGGGAGAGGAAAGGAGAAAUGGAGCAAUGGGGAGAGGAAAGGAGACAUAGAGCAAUGGGGAGAGGAAAGGAGAAAUGGAGCAAUGGGGAGAGGAAAGGAGACAUGGAGCAAUGGGGAGAGGAAAGGAGACAUGGAGCAAUGGGGAGAGGAAAGGAGAAAUGGAGCAAUGGGGAGAGGAAAGGAGAAAUGGAGCAAUGGGGAGAGGAAAGGAGACAUGGAGCAAUGGGGAGAGGAAAGGAGACAUGGAGCAAUGGGGAGAGGAAAGGAGAAAUGGAGCAAUGGGGAGAGGAAAGGAGAAAUGGAGCAAUGGGGAGAGGAAAGGAGACAUGGAGCAAUGGGGAGAGGAAAGGAGACAUGGAGCAAUGGGGAGAGGA